GAGCUCGGAACGGACGUGGAGCUGUAACUUUCUGCCUGCGGGAGUUCCGUCUGGUCUAUUAGUGAGCGGCCAUUGUAGGUUAUUGUGGUUUAUAAUUGGCGGGAAAUGGCUGGCAGGUCGACUCCUCUCCUCCGGACUCUGGCUGAAGUGAGCGAGACGCGCUCCUGUACGGCGCUCGUGGGAAACCCGGGCAAGACUCGCGCCAGACACCUGGGGUCCGGUGGCAUCCCCGUGGGCCGGCAGGCCAGCCUCCCUCCCGCCACCGCUGGCCCGCUGAGCACUCCCAGCCGCAGCUUCAUAAACCUGGCCAGCCCGCUCGUAGCCCGGAGGACCGAGUUCUCCGAGAGCCGGGCCUUUAGCUAUUCUCCAGAGCAGGUGUAUGACGUGGUGGCCAGCGUGGACCAGUACGAGCAGUUUGUACCGUGGUGUAAGAAGUCCAGGGUGCUAGUGGAACGAAAUGGGGAGCUGCAGGCUCAGCUGGAGAUUGGCUUCCCUCCCAUUGUGGAGCGCUACACCUCCCUUGUCACUGUUGUGCCCAACCAUCAAGUCAGGGCAGUCUGCACCGAUGCCUCUCUCUUCAACCACCUAGAGACUGUAUGGCGGAUCAGUCCUGCAUCGCCAAGUCAGCCUGCUUCAUGCAAGGUGGAUUUCCAUGUGUCCUUCGAGUUCAAGUCCCUGCUGCACAGUCAACUUGCCACGGUCUUCUUCGAUGAGGUGGUCAAGCAGAUGGUCAGUGCCUUCGAGAAGCGGGCAGCCAAGCUGUACGGCCCACGUGGGCUGGUUCAGAAGGUGGCAGUGAGGAGCAAGGUGCUGUGAGCCCACCCAGAGUCCCUCUAUGGGGGGCUUAAAAGGACCUCUCCACCCCUCAUUCCUAAAUUUUAAACUGGCCACUUCCAAUGUGGUGCUACUAAGAAGACUGGCUCUUCUGUUUUUAACUUUAUUUUAAAUUCAUCCAUGUUUUCCUGGA
Messenger RNA from Scleropages formosus (Asian bonytongue), 967 nucleotides. Its product is annotated as coenzyme Q-binding protein COQ10 homolog, mitochondrial. The transcript has 5 exons. Bases 106 to 816 code for a protein of 236 amino acids. Gene Ontology annotation, cellular component: mitochondrion. Gene Ontology annotation, molecular function: ubiquinone binding. NCBI's taxonomy places the organism in Eukaryota, Metazoa, Chordata, Actinopteri, Osteoglossiformes, Osteoglossidae. The record is from RefSeq and is a predicted model, not a curated record. Gene Ontology annotation, biological process: cellular respiration.